AUGCAGCUCACUUUCAAAUUUCGAGUAGAUGACAACCCUGGUGACACUGCUAUUGGGACCGGCAACAAUGUGCCUUCAGUGCGGUCCGUCAAACUCAUCAAAGACACCAUUCAACGACUAUGCGGUAUCCGCUCGAUUCCUUAUGAUGGCACUCUUGGGCAUAGAUACUAUGUUAAUUUGUUGUCUGACAUUAUUUGGCAAGUGUUUCACCCACUGUUACGCUUCUACCCUGAAGAUGCUGGUGCAGAACUAAAUGAAGCUCGACAAGCUAAACAUUGGCUUGAGGAACUUGACCUGGAGCUGCUUAUGCCUGUCGUCAGACUGCACAAUCCAUAUUUCUUCAUUUUUGAGCCCGCAUUGUUAUCAAGUGGCCGAGCUUGCAUGCCAUUUUGCUGGUUCACACGUGGCAGGAAGAUGUACACUAAAGCUUGGUCACUGCGGCCUGUCACUCGUGAAAUGGAUUGCAUGUUGGAAGAUGAUCUACUUGUAUCAUUCAAAAACUGGAGUUCAAGCGAAGCAACAUCUGGUCUACCUCGUGCAUGCUCAAUCUAUGGUGUCGAACGUGAACUGAACGGCGAACUGCAGCCCUGGACAUUAACAAAUCCUUCUGAAGGCAAUCAAUGGUGUGUUCGGGCAUCAGGUGCUCAUGUAUCUGCAAUGCCUCUCUGGUUAUACUGCGACAACACAUCUGGAAACUUGUUGAAGAAAUGGAACAAACACAAUUCUUUUCUUUUUACAGCUGCAGGAUUGCCGUGA
Suillus subalutaceus is the source of this 756-nucleotide messenger RNA. RefSeq lists its product as uncharacterized. The record is from RefSeq and is a predicted model, not a curated record. The transcript is spliced from 5 exons. NCBI's taxonomy places the organism in Eukaryota, Fungi, Basidiomycota, Agaricomycetes, Boletales, Suillaceae. Bases 1 to 756 code for a protein of 251 amino acids.